AUGCCCACACCAACGAACCUUCCGUCGACAGUAUCCAAGUCUCUGAAGGCCGACAUGAAGCAGCUGACCAGUUCUGUGCUGCCUGGACUUGAGAGCCUUUUCGCCGAGUCAACGCGUUGUGUGGAGCAGAGGGUUGCGCGGACUGUUUACCCGGCGUUCAUCAAGCACCAGCUUGCGAUUUCUACAUCAGAAUUCUUGAACGGCGCUCGCGAUGGCUUCACCUAUCCUGGUCUCGCCGAAUCGUUCUGCCUUGCAGAUGUCCUCACUCCUGAUUUUCCGGUUGUUGCAGCUUCGGACGCUUUUGGCUCAGUUACGGGGUAUUCGAAGACCGAAGCUCUGUCAAAGAACUGCAGGUUCUUGCAAGGAUCGCUCUCGGACCAGAACGCCAUCAAACGCAUUCGGGAUACCAUCGCGCGGGAAGAGGAAUCGUUGGAACUUGUCCUCAAUUACCACCGAGACGGCACCCCAUACUGGAGUUUGCUGUUCAUUUGCCCGUUGAUGGAUAUCUCUGGCAAGCUCCGGUACUACCUCGGAGGGCAGAUCAACGUUUCAGCAAGCGUUGGUGACUGCAAAGACCUUCUCCGGAUUCUGACGUCUGGGCCGGCCCUCGGCGAGACGAGGGAAGAAACCUCUGGUCGGGAGUCCCGAGCCAGUCGCCGAAUGAGCCGCGCCGGCAGCCAUGAAAGGAAGCACGAGCGGCGGGCGAGUCUACGCAACCGGGAUAGUCUGCACAACAAAGGCCCAAAGAAAAGUCUUUUCCAACCAUUCCGGAAACACGCGAUGCAAAACACCGACAACCAAGAAAACACGUCGCCCUCGCAAGGUGUCGGUCUUGGCCUCGAGCAACUGCUAACGGUUUCGAGCUCCGAAGAGCAGCUGUCCGUCUCGACCCGGAUGGAUCCUGUUUACUCCGCCUACAGCCGUCUGAUCAUCCUGCAAAACACCGAUGGCCCCUCCGGAUUCCCGCCGAGAUCUUCAUCUCUACCUGCUGAUCCGACUAAGAGGAAGGCUGCACAGUUGAGCGUUGCGUACUGCUCAAACGCGGCGCUUGAGGCUCUUGGUCUCAGUCAUUUUGCCGACAACAUCACGCACCGCGACAUCUUUACGGUUUUGUCCGAGCUAGCGGAUUCACCUUCGAUCACAAAGAGCUUCAAGAACACUGUCCGUGAGCGGAUCCUCCGGGAUGGGAAGUCGGCGACGCUGGAUAUCAUGCUCGGUGGCGGGUACCUCGCACGCAAGGGUAGUCUUAUGGGUUUUGGCGGAGGGCGAGCAUCAAAAGACGAUUCCGAAGGCUUCACAAAGAAACACAACAGACCAGCUAGUCGAUCAGGAUUCGCGAGCCUUGUCGGCGAAGCAGGCAAGAUGGAGAAGUUUAUCAGCCACUGGACGCCGUUGAAGGGCGCUGAGGAGAAGGUCGAGUGGAUUGUGGUUAUUAUCACGCCGGUGAAAUGA
Molecule: messenger RNA, 1452 nt
Organism: Colletotrichum spaethianum
Lineage: Eukaryota; Fungi; Ascomycota; Sordariomycetes; Glomerellales; Glomerellaceae
Product: phototropin-1
Exons: 1
Coding region: 1-1452 (483 amino acids)
Cellular component (GO): nucleus
Source: RefSeq, a predicted model, not a curated record